AUGAUUACACCCAAAUUACAUCUCGAUCUCUCUCUUACAGAAAAGGGUAUCUUACUUGUUUGUCUUCGGACAAACCGACAAACACUAUCUCGUCUUUCAAACUCUUGUCCUAAUUUUGCGUCCAUAUAUCUCUCUUUUUAUGUGUUUUUGAUUGCACAGUCACUGUUUUACGUUGAGAUGGAAGACCAUAUUCAUGAGUAUGACCACAUAGUUCAGAUUUGUGGGGAAGUUUCAUCAGGAGAAAAAAGCUUGGUGGGCAUCAAGAAGACAUGUGGAGAAGCACCUUGCGGAUUCUCAGAUGCCAAGACGAGUUCAAUGGAAGCGCAAGAACGUGCAGCAUCAAUUAGGAAGCUAUUAAUAGCUGUUCUUCUCUGUGCCAUUUUCAUUGCCGUAGAGGUCGUUGGAGGAAUCAAGGCCAAUAGUCUUGCGAUUCUGACAGAUGCAGCUCAUCUGUUAUCUGAUGUAGCAGCCUUUGCCAUAUCGUUGUUCUCGCUCUGGGCUUCGGGAUGGAAAGCAAACCCGCAGCAAUCAUAUGGGUUUUUCAGAAUGGAGAUUCUAGGUGCUCUUGUCUCUAUUCAAAUGAUUUGGCUUCUUGCUGGUAUCUUGGUUUAUGAAGCCAUAGUUAGACUUAAGAACGGUAGUGGUGAAGUUGAGGGAUCUCUUAUGUUUGUUGUAUCUGCAGUUGGUUUACUUGUAAACAUUGCUAUGGCUAUUCUGUUGGGUCAUGACCAUGGUCAUGGUCAUAAUCAUUGUCAUGACCAUGAACAUGGAAUAACCGCAACCGAGCAUCAUCAUGAUGAAUCACAUCUAUCUGAGGUCUUAGUCGAGAAGAAGAAGAAGCGGAAUGUAAAUAUUGAAGGGGCAUAUCUUCACGUGCUGGGAGAUUCGAUACAAAGCGUAGGAGUGAUGAUAGGAGGAGCAAUCAUAUGGUAUAAGCCGGAGUGGAAGAUCAUAGAUUUGAUAUGCACAUUGGUUUUCUCUGUGAUUGUGUUAGGGACGACAAUUGGGAUGCUUAGGAACAUUCUAGAGGUUUUAAUGGAGUCAACGCCACGAGAGAUCGACGCCACAAUGCUCGAAAAAGGAGUGUGCGAGAUAGAAGAAGUGGUGGCUGUUCAUGAGCUUCACAUUUGGGCGAUUACUGUUGGCAAACUCUUGUUGGCUUGUCAUGUUAAAAUCAGACCCGGGGCAGAGGCAGAUAUGGUUCUGGACAAGAUUAUUGAUUACAUCAAGAGGGAACACAACAUUAGUCACGUGACUAUUCAGAUCGAACGCCAAUGAAGCCACGUGAGGAAGUGUUUUUGCAUUAUCAUCUACUUUGAUAUGGUUCACUGUUUGGCCCGCCGUAUUGAGUCUUGGAUUAAUCGUUUGGACUUUGGAACAAGGUAUAAGCUCAAGUUUACUCAUUUCUUCUGCUUCUACCGAUCAUAUUCUCCUUUGGGUGGAUCUCUAUUUGCGUAGUUAAAAAAAAUCAUGUUUGAAUUAUCUGUUUGUUGAUAAAUAAAUAAAAAUGAAUUAGCUGUUAUACGUAA
Molecule: messenger RNA, 1529 nt
Organism: Capsella rubella
Lineage: Eukaryota; Viridiplantae; Streptophyta; Magnoliopsida; Brassicales; Brassicaceae
Product: metal tolerance protein A2
Exons: 2
Coding region: 1-1278 (425 amino acids)
Biological process (GO): zinc ion transmembrane transport
Cellular component (GO): vacuole; plasma membrane
Molecular function (GO): zinc ion transmembrane transporter activity
Source: RefSeq, a predicted model, not a curated record